CCAGUGUUCAGCACCACUUGGUGGUUUGAGAGGAACGAUAUUGUUUUUGGAAGCCGUGAAGACGUUAUGAUAUGAGACAUAAUCCACACGAAAGGGCGGCACAUUCAGUUAAAGGACCUUUUUCUAGGAUCUUGUUUGUGGAGUCUGACAGGUUUUGUUAAACCAGAAAAGCAGGAUGAGCCUCUCUGAGGAGUGUGAGGAGGACAGUUCCACCUCCAAUAAACACUCAGAUCUAGUCCAGCGGGAGAGAUCAGAUUCUUCAGCUCCCAGCUGUGUGUCCCUAAAGAGUGAUGAGUCUAAAGAUUGUCCACUGUGGUUUAAAAAUGGAGACCCCUUAUCUGGACCCAGUCUAGUCCAGCCGGAGAGAUCUGAUUCUUUGGCUCCCAGCUGUGGGUCCCUUAAAAGAGAUGAGUCUAAAGAUUGUCCACUGUGGUUUAAAGAUGGAGACCCCUCAUCUGGACACAGUCUAUUCCAGCGGGAGAGAUCAGCUUCUUCAGCUCCCAGCUGUGUGUCCCUAAAGAGUGAUGAGUCUAAAGAUUGUCCACUGUGGUUUAAAGAUGGAGACCCCUUAUCUGGACCCAGUCUAGUCCAGCCGGAGAGAUCUGAUUCUUUGGCUCCCAGCUGUGGGUCCCUUAAAAGAAAUGAGUCUAAAGAUUGUCCACUGUGGUUUAAACAUGGAGACCCCUCAUCUGGACACAGUCUAUUCCAGCGGGAGAGAUCAGCUUCUUCAGCUCCCAGCUGUGUGUCCCUAAAGAGUGAUGAGUCUAAAGAUUGUCCACUGUGGUUUAAAGAUGGAGACCCCUUAUCUGGACCCAGUCUAGUCCAGCCGGAGAGAUCUGAUUCUUUGGCUCCCAGCUGUGGGUCCCUUAAAAGAAAUGAGUCUAAAGAUUGUCCACUGUGGUUUAAACAUGGAGACCCCUCAUCUGGACACAGUCUAUUCCAGCGGGAGAGAUCAGCUUCUUCAGCUCCCAGCUGUGUGUCCCUAAAGAGUGAUGAGUCUAAAGAUUGUCCACUGUGGUUUAAAAAUGGAGACCCCUUAUCUGGACCCAGUCUAGUCCAGCCGGAGAGAUCUGAUUCUUUGGCUCCCAGCUGUGGGUCCCUUAAAAGAAAUGAGUCUAAAGAUUGUCCACUGUGGUUUAAACAUGGAGACCCCUCAUCUGGACACAGUCUAUUCCAGCGGGAGAGAUCAGCUUCUUCAGCUCCCAGCUGUGUGUCCCUAAAGAGUGAUGAGUCUAAAGAUUGUCCACUGUGGUUUAAAGAUGGAGACCCCUUAUCUGGACCCAGUGAAGUCCUGGGAAAGAGAUCAGACUCUCCAGAAUCCAGCUGUCCGUCCUUGAAGAGUGACAGGUUUAUGGAACCUCCACAAAUGUCCAGAGGUGAAGACCCCUCAUCUGAAUACAGACCUGACUCUGAAUGUACUGUAACAAAACUUAAGGAAGACUUCAAGUUAAAUCUGAAACAGAAAUUUGAGUGUCUGCAAGAGGUGACAACAAACCAGGAAACCCCAACACCUCUCAGUGAAAUCUACACAGAGCUCUACAUCACAGAGGGAGACGGUGGAGAGGUCAAUAAUGAACACGAGGUCAGACAGAUUGAGGCAGCAUCCAGGAGAACAGUAACAGAGGAAACACCAAUCAAUUGCAAUGACAUCUUUAAACCCUCAUCUGAACAAGACAAACCCAUCAGAACUGUGCUGACAAAGGGGGUCGCUGGAAUUGGGAAAACAGUCUCUGUGCAGAAGUUCAUUCUGGACUGGACUGAAGGGAAAGCAAAUCAGGAUGUCCACUUCAUAUUUCCACUUCCUUUCAGAGAACUGAACUUGAUGAAGGACCAAAAACUCAGUUUGGUGGAUCUUCUUCAUACACGGUUUAAGGAGAUUAAAGAAAUGGAAAUAUCCAGAUCUCACAAAGUUCUGUUCAUAUUUGAUGGUUUGGAUGAGUGUCGUUUCAAUCUAGAUUUUCAAAGCACUGUGAGAUUGGAUGAUGUCACUCAGUCAUCUUCAGUGGAGGUGAUGCUAACCAAUCUGAUCAAGGGAAAUCUGCUUCCCUCUGCUCUCAUCUGGAUCACCUCCCGACCUGCAGCAGCUGAUCAGAUCCCCUCUGAGUGUGUGGAUCGAGUGACAGAAGUCCGAGGGUUCAGUGACCCACAGAAGGAGGAGUACUUCAGGAAGAGAAUCAGUGAUCAGAGCCUGACCAAUAGAAUCAUUACACACCUGAAGACAUCAAGAAGCCUCUAUAUCAUGUGCCACAUCCCUGUGUUCUGCUGGAUUUCAGCCUCUGUUCUAGAGAGAAUGCUGGGUGAAGCAGACAGUGGAGAGACCCCCAAAACUCUGACUCAAAUGUACACACAUUUCCUCAUCAUUCAGACAAAAAUCAUAAGAGAAAAGUACCAGAAGUCAGAUAAGAAAAUACUUCUGAAACUGGGACAACUGGCUUUUCAGCAGCUGAUGAAAGGAAACCUGAUCUUCUAUGAGGAAGAUCUGAGAGAGUGUGGCAUCGAUGUUGAAGAAGCAUCCGUGUACUCAGGUGUGUGUACACAGAUCUUCAGAGAGGAAUCUGGGCUCCACCAGAGUAAAGUGUACUGCUUUGUUCAUCUGAGCAUUCAGGAACAUCUUGCAGCUCUGUAUGUGCACCUGACCUUCAUGAAGCAGAAGAGAAAUGUGCUGAAACAGAGUCAGUCCUCUAAACUGAGGAUCCUCAGGAAAAUCUCUGAUGUACACAAGAGUGCUGUGGAUCAGGCCUUACAGAGUAAGAAUGGACAUCUCGACCUUUUCCUUCGCUUUCUUCUGGGUCUCUCACUGCAGUCCAAUCAGACUCUCUUACAAGAGUUAGUGACACACAAAAGAAGUAGCUCCCACAGCAAAGAAAAAACAGUUAAAUACAUAAAUAAGAAGAUCAGUGAAAAUCACUCUGCAGAGAAAUCCAUCAAUCUGUUCCACUGUCUGAAUGAACUGGAUGAUCAUUCUCUAGUUAAGCAAGUUCAGUGGUACCUGCAGUCUGACAAUCUUAAUGGAAGAGUACUUUCUUCUUCACAGUGGUCAGCUGUAGUCUUUGUACUCCUGACAUCAGGAGGGAACCUAGAUGAAUUUGUCCUACCGAAAUAUGACAGAUCAAAUCGUGUUUUUCUGAAGCUGCUGCCUGUAUUUGCAGAAUCCAGAAGAGCUGAUCUGUCAAAUUGUAAUCUGACAUGGUCAAGCUGUACAGCUCUGGCCUCAGUGCUCAGCUCAGAAUCCUCCAGUCUAAAACAGCUGAAUCUGGAUGGGAAUAAUCUAGAAGAUUCAGGAGUUAAGCUGCUCUCUGCUGGACUGGAGAAUCCUCUCUGUAAACUGGAAACAUUGUGGAUGUAUUGUUGUAAUUUCACAUAUGCAAGCUGUGCUGCUCUGACUUCAGCUCUGAAAUCAAACCCCUCACACCUGAAAGAGCUGAAUCUGUCUUAUAAUAAACUAGGAGAUUCAGGGGUGAAGCUGCUCUCUGCUGUACUAGAGAAUCCUCUCUGUAAACUGGAGUCACUGAGGUUGUGUAAUUGUAAUAUCACAGACGGAGGCUGUGCUACUCUGACUUCAGCUCUGAAAUCAAACCCCUUAUAUCUGAAAGCCCUGUAUCUGUCUGAGAAUAAUCUAGGAGAUUCAGGAGUGAAGCUGCUCUCUGCUGUACUAGAGAAUCCUCUCUGUAAACUGGAGACUCUGUGGUUGGUGUACUGUAACAUCACAGACAAAAGCUUUGUUGCUCUAACUUCAGCUCUGAAAUCACAGGCUUCUCAACUGAGAGAGCUAAAUAUGUGUCUGAAUGAUAUACGAGAUUCUGGAGGGAAGCUGCUUUCUGCUGUACUGGAGAAUCCUCUCUGUAAACUGGAAAUGCUGUGGUUGGGGUUUUGUAAUAUAACAGAGGAAGGCUGUGCCACUUUGAUUUCAGCUCUGAAAUUAAACCCCUCACACCUGAAAGCACUGAAUCUGACUGGUAGUGAACUUGGAGAUUCAGGGGUGAAGCUGCUCUCUGCUGUACUGGAGAAUCCACUCUGUAAACUGGAGUUCCUGAAGUUACAGCAGUGUAAUAUCACAGAAGAAGGCUGUGCUGUUCUGAUGUCAGCUCUGAAAUCAAACCCCUCGCAUCUGAGGGAGCUGCAUCUGUCUUUUAAUAAUCUAGGAGAUUCAGGAGUGAAGCUGCUCUCUGCUGCACUGGAGAAUCCUCUCUGUAAACUGGAGUUUUUGUGGUUGAUGUGUUGUAAUAUCAAAGAUGAAGGCUGUGCUGCACUGGCUUCAGCUCUGAAAUCAAACCCGUCACACCUGAGAGAUCUGAACCUGUGUUUAAAUGACCAGAUAAAGAAAGGACAUGAGCUGCUGUUAGCUCUGCAGCGUGAUAAACAUUACAGACUACAAGAUCUAAGAUGUGAUGUUAAUGAUUUAUGCUAUUGAUCACCAAAGAGACGACAUCAAUGAGAGAUGGAGUGAUUUCUGAAUGUGUGUGAGGAGCUCCAGCAGCAGAGGGAGACACAGUGUGUGUAAAUACAUGGACGUAUGUGUUUGUAAACAGAAAACUUCAUUAGAAAUAAAACAGUAAACGAGCAACACUAAAAACUGAAUGUCUGAUAUUCAGAGAGGAAGAUUCUUCUAAUCUGUCACAAGAAAACAGACUGAAAACUUGUCACAGGUCAUGAUGUUUUGUAUGUAGAAACCAGAAGAAAUGUUAUUGUUAAUCUGUGUUUGUACCAGUCGAGAUCAAGGCUUCCUUUAUUUACCUUGAAGUGUGAACAAAAUAUGCUCCCGCCACAUUUAACUCACGAGCAGGUGCUGAUUUAGUGCUGCUUGAUAUUUUCUGUUUAGCUACGAACAUCAUACAGUGAUUCUCCAGAUUAUUUCUUUUUAAAAGUUUUUGAAAAGUUUUGAAUGUUUAUUUUCCUUUGAAUUUAUUUUAAUCUACUUGUGUUUAAGUCUAAUUUAAGGUUCUGGUUGCUUGUAUUGUAACAGUGUUUGA
Molecule: messenger RNA, 4970 nt
Organism: Pygocentrus nattereri (red-bellied piranha)
Lineage: Eukaryota; Metazoa; Chordata; Actinopteri; Characiformes; Serrasalmidae
Product: NACHT, LRR and PYD domains-containing protein 12-like
Exons: 21
Coding region: 176-4411 (1411 amino acids)
Molecular function (GO): protein binding
Source: RefSeq, a predicted model, not a curated record